Molecule: messenger RNA, 2560 nt
Organism: Sarcophilus harrisii (Tasmanian devil)
Lineage: Eukaryota; Metazoa; Chordata; Mammalia; Dasyuromorphia; Dasyuridae
Product: disintegrin and metalloproteinase domain-containing protein 30-like
Exons: 1
Coding region: 162-2336 (724 amino acids)
Biological process (GO): male gonad development; proteolysis
Cellular component (GO): sperm head plasma membrane; external side of plasma membrane; plasma membrane
Molecular function (GO): metalloendopeptidase activity
Source: RefSeq, a predicted model, not a curated record
UUCCAACUGCCCCGGAGGCUCGUGCUUGGGCCAAUACCCUGGAAGGCGCCCCCGGGGCAGAGCCCAGUUCCCAGCCCUUUACAUCGCUGGCUGCCCCAGUCCGACCUCCCUCCCAGAUCCGAGCUGCAGCUCGGCUUCUGGAAGGGAGGCGGGAAGCCGGCAUGGGGUCCGAGGGAGCCGUCGUCUCGCACCUGGGUGGCUCCCUCCUGCUGCUCGGCCUGGGCACGCUCCUGCUCUGCCCAAGCUGCCUGGCCCUGGCCUUCGGCUACCGCCCGGGGAAGAGCUUCUCCUCCUACGAAGUGAUUAUCCCCAAGUUGCUGGCUCCUCGCAAGGGGGAUCCCGAGGUAGCUGGCCGGGCAUCUUACCUCCUGCAGGUGGAGGGCAGGAAGCAGGUGGUCCACCUUCGGCCCAAGAAGCUCCUGCUGUCCAGACAUCUGCGUGUCUUCUACUUCUCUGGGCAGGGAGCCUUCUUGGAGGACCAGCCUUACAUCGCCGAUGACUGCAGCUACGGAGGAUUCGUGGAGGGCUCCCCAGACUCCCUGGCUACCUUAAACACCUGCUUUGGGGGCCUUCGGGGGAUACUGAACAUGAAUGGAAGCCUUUACCAAAUGGAACCCCUGAGGACCUCCACCAAAUUUGAACACAUCAUAUAUCGCCUGCGGAAGGACGUUCGAGCUGAUCGCGCUUGUCAGUCAAUUGAUGAAGAAACAAGUCCUCUUUUGGAAAAUGACCAGAACCUAGAGAUCUCGGCUAGGUUUAACUGGAAUUAUCUACACCUUAAGUAUAUAGAGUCCUUUCUUGUGAUAUCUAAUGGGAGGUAUCAGCUUUUGGGCUCCAACAUGACAGCUUGCAUUAAUGAGGGCCUAACUUUGACAGCUCUGGCAGACACCCUUUUUCAAGGACUCCAUUGUCGAGUUCAUCUGGAGGGAAUUGAGGUUUGGUCCGAUCAAGACAAAAUAGACAUAAAAAACUCCAAAGAAGAUAAAAUUUAUGCAAACUUUAUGAAAUAUAAAGAGGAACAGCUAGACCACCGUGCCCAGUCAGAUUGGGCACAUUUAAUUGUAAGUAAAGAGAUCGCCACAAGAGCCAAGAUAGGAGGUAUCUGUGAAAAAGGAAAUAGCGCAUCUGUGAGCAGCCUUUCUCAAGAGAACCUCAGCGGCUCUAAUGAGUUUCUUCAUGCAUUGGGCCACAUUGUGGGGAUGAAAGACGAUGUGAGUGGAUGUGAAUGUCAGGGACCUGAUAGAUGCUUAAUGGAUCCAAACCCUGGCAAUGGUGGUUUUAGUGACUGCAGUUACUCGGAUUAUUUUGACAAGAUAGUCAUUUAUGCAAAGUGCUUGUCUAAUAUACCAACAUUAAAAAAAAAAGUCUCUGUAUGUGGUGACAGGGUGGUGGAAGGGAGCGAACAGUGUGACUGUGGCACACCAAAGGACUGUGAGCAAGAUAAGUGUUGUCAGCCAACGUGUAAAUUAAAAGGCAGAGCAAAGUGUGGUUCUGGUCCUUGCUGCUAUAACUGCAGAUUUCGAAAAGCAGGAAAAAUGUGCAGGGCCAAAAAUAGUGAGUGUGACCUCGAGGAGUUCUGCAAUGGCACCUCUGAACACUGCCCUUACAACACCUACAUUCAAGACGGUACCCCCUGCUCUGGCCAUGGCUAUUGUUUCAAAGGGCUUUGCAGUUCUCGAAAUCAUCAAUGCAGGAGCCUUUUUGGACGCUCUUCAAGAUCAGGACCCCUUGCCUGCUAUGAAGAAGCCAAUCAAGGGGACCGUUUUGGCAACUGUGGAAUUAUGACCGGUGCUUAUUCCAAGUGUGAACCCGAUAACGUGCUAUGUGGAAGACUACAGUGUGUCAAUGUCAAGAGUAUUCCUGUCAUGGAUGAUCACUAUACAAUAGUUAUGAAUUUUGUCAGCCAGGACAACAUUACUUGCUGGGGGACAGACUAUCAUCUUCCGAUGACUACAAUGAAACUGCCAGAUAUUGGAGAAGUAAGAGAAGGCACCGCCUGUGGAGAGGGAUUUUUAUGCAUUAAUAAGACUUGUGCAAACUUGAAUGUUCUUAAAUUUGACUGUACAGUGGACACGUGUAACAAGAGAGGAAUCUGUAACAAUAAUAGAAAUUGCCACUGUGACUAUGGAUGGGCUCCUCCAUUCUGUAAGAAGUAUGGAUUUGGAGGAAGCAUUGACAGUGGCCCUCCCCCUAAAUGGGAAAGGACUCCCUGGCGAAAUAUCAUUCCUGUGACCCUUUUGCUCUUCCGGUGCUUUGCUUUAGGUGGAGCAGGGUUUCUGUCUGCAGUAAGUAAAGUUGCACUUGUCCUGAACCGCUUCAAAUUUUUAGAAAAAUGAAGCAGGCCAGGCAAGGGGAGAAAAAAAACAUCACCAACCCAAGAAAAACUAUUGUUGCUGUAUAAGAAAGCAGGUUCAUCUAUGUUAUGACUUGGAAGACUCUGGAAUCUUCCCCUGAAACAGUAGUUCAUAAAAACCAUUAACUUCAUGAAUGUCAUGCAAAGCUAAGUUUUCUUAGCUUAUGUAUUUUAUCAGAAAAUAAAGAUCUUUUGUUCUAAAAAAAA